Messenger RNA from Penicillium nucicola, 1740 nucleotides. RefSeq names its product inorganic phosphate transporter. Gene Ontology annotation, biological process: phosphate ion transmembrane transport. The transcript has a single exon. Gene Ontology annotation, cellular component: membrane. Lineage: Eukaryota; Fungi; Ascomycota; Eurotiomycetes; Eurotiales; Aspergillaceae. The record is from RefSeq and is a predicted model, not a curated record. The coding region runs from base 1 to 1740 and encodes 579 amino acids.
AUGGCACCCAUCGCAACCGCCAAGUAUGACUGGAUCCUCGCGAUUACAUCGGUUGCCUUCGUCUUCAGUGCUUUCGGUAACGGUGCCAACGAUGUUGCCAAUUCAUAUGCAACCUCCGUUGCAGCCCGCACACUCAACAUGGCCACAGCCGGUGUCCUGGCUGCCUGCACUGAGUUCAUUGGUGCAGUAGCCAUGGGCUCCCGUGUCUCAUCGACCAUCAAGAACGGAAUCAUCGAUAUCACAAGAUUUGAAGGAAGGCCUGGUGCCCUCAUGCUGGCCAUGGGGUGCGCAGAGGUCGGCAGUGCCUCGUGGUUAAUGCUUGCCACUGGACUCGGCUGGCCUGUUUCGACAACGCAGACCAUUGUCGGUGCCCUUAUUGGUGUUGGAUUUGCUGCGCAGGCAGAUAUCACCUGGGAAUGGAAAAGUGGCAGUGUCUCUCAGAUUGCUGCUUCUUGGGGAAUUGCACCUCUCAUCGCCGCUGCAUUUUCGGCUAUCAUUUUUGGCACUCUCAAGUACAGUGUGCUUGAACGAAAGGAUCCCUUCAAGUGGGCGAUGCGUUUGAUUCCCUUCUACCUGGCAUUUACAGGUGCCAUUCUCGCUCUCUUUAUUACCAUCGAAGCCCCCACGGCCCCCUCUUUGGAAGAGUUUGGUACCGGCAAGAUCGUCGGAAUCAUCCUGGGAGUCUUCUUCGGAUGUCUCCUCUUCGCCUAUGUCUUCUUCAUGCCAUACUCCAAGCGCCGUCUCAUCCAAAAUGAUGGCCGUAUAAAGUUCUAUCACAUCCCCCUCGGUCCUCUGUUGCUCCGAGAGAACCCUCCUCUGUACUUCCCUGGCAAGGGUGAAGGGACCGUGAUCAACUAUUAUGAAGACGCUUAUGGCGAAGUGCACGCCGGUCAAGCCGAUGCCGCUAAGCACCACACCACAACCGAUGCAAACUCGGUUAUCGCCUCACCUGAAAUUACAGCAAAAAGCAAGCCGGAUAUCCCCGCCGAAGACGAAGAAAAGAACAUGAACUCGGUCAACUCCACACCUCAAAUCAAGCCUCAAAAGAAGCAUGUCGGACCUACCGAACGGUUCAUCGACCCCGUCCGCGAGCUCUCCUGGACUAACCCCUUGAAGGCUUGGGGAUACAUCAAGUGGAUUCUUCUGCAGGGUGUGACCCGCGAUGUGGUCACUCACGACUCGGCACACCUACGUGCCAUCCACGCCCGUGCACACCGAUACGAUGACCGCGUUGAACACCUGUGGACAUACUGCCAAGUUAUAUCAGCGAUGAUGAUGUCUAUCGCUCACGGAUCGAACGAUGUUGCCAACGCCGUUGGACCAUGGGCUUCCACCUACAGCACAUUCCAUGCUGGAGUUGUCGAGACCAAGGCUCCUACGCCAGUCUGGUUCCUCGUUGUUGCGGGUCUGCUGCUCGGCCUCGGGUUCUGGUUCUACGGGUACCAUAUCGUGCGUGCUUUGGGUAACAAGAUCACUCAGAUGUCGCCUACUCGUGGUUUCAGCGUUGAACUUGGAGCCGCCAUUACUGUGCUUUUGGCUUCGAGACUUGCGUUGCCGGUCUCAACCACUCAGUGCUUGACUGGAGCUUCGAUGGGUGUGGCUCUCAUGAACUAUGAUCUUGGUGCUGUGAACUGGAAACAGCUGGGCUUUAUCUUUGGUGGUUGGGUCUUGACUCUUCCUUGUGCCGGAUUGAUUUCUGGGCUGUUGUGUCUCAUGGCACUGAAUGCUCCCCACCUGUAA